This is a messenger RNA of Racocetra persica, 616 nucleotides long. Lineage: Eukaryota; Fungi; Glomeromycota; Glomeromycetes; Diversisporales; Gigasporaceae. The record is from the annotation of a GenBank genome assembly.
AAAACUGUAAUAAAGAAAAAGAAUCCUUGAAAAAUACAAACAAAAAAUUAAAACAAGAACUAGAAAAUUGUAAUAAAGAAAAAGAAAUCUUACAAGAUAAAAAUAAAAAACUCGAAGAUGAAAUUAACAAACUAAAAGAAAAUGAACCAAAUGAAAACCUCAUAAACGAAAAUAAAGAAUUGAGAAAAGAAUUAGAUAAAUAUGCAGAGGUGGAGGAAGAGGCGGAUAGAGACAUCCAAAUAAUUCGUGAAUUAGAAACCCAAUUAUCUAAAAUAACAAAAAAUAGAGACAAUUGGAAAAAACAAUCUGAAGAAUGGAAAAAACAAGCAAAUGAAAUGGAAGAACAAUUAAAAGAAUGUGAAAAAUAUAAAAAAGAAGUAGAAGAUAAAAUUAAUAAAAUUAUGAUAACUCAUCUCAACAUAAGUAGAAUUGAAAUCGAAAAAUUAACCACUAUUAGAAAAUUAGAAACAAUCUUAAACUUCAUAAAACAAGAAGUAAAAGAAUGUUUAAGGUUACUUGGAAUCCCUUUUCAAACUGGUGAUAGUUUGAUUUCUAUGCUUAAAAAAUUAGUAAAAGCCUGUGAAGAAAUUGGAAUAACUGGUCCUGUUCAAGAAAU